Pezoporus flaviventris is the source of this 708-nucleotide messenger RNA. RefSeq names its product scale keratin-like. The record is from RefSeq and is a predicted model, not a curated record. Gene Ontology annotation, molecular function: structural constituent of cytoskeleton. The transcript has a single exon. Bases 1 to 708 code for a protein of 235 amino acids. Lineage: Eukaryota; Metazoa; Chordata; Aves; Psittaciformes; Psittacidae. Gene Ontology annotation, cellular component: intermediate filament.
AUGUCUUACUACAGUGAGUCCUGCCGACCCUGUGAGGUGACCUGCCCUCAGCCCAUUGCCGAGAGCUACAAUGAGCCCUGUGUGCAGCAGUGUCCCGACUCCAGAGCAGUGAUCUUCCCCCCGCCAGCUGUGGUGACACUGCCGGGCCCCAUACUCAGCUCUUUUCCUCAGGAGAGCGUGGUGGGAUCAUCAGGUCCAGCCCUGUUGGGGAGGUCCUUUAGUUCCCAAAGCUCUGGGGGCUAUGGGGGCUCUCUGGGUUUGGGGAGCUAUGGAGGCUCCCUGGGCUAUGGGGGCUCCCGAGGCUAUGGGAGCUCCCUGGGCUUGGGGGGCUACAGAGGCUCCUUUGGUUUGGGAGGCUAUGGAGGCUCUCUGGGCUUGAGGGGUUAUGGAGGUUCCCGGGGCUAUGGGAGCUCCUUUGGUCUGGGGGGCUAUGGUAGCUCCCUGGGCUAUGGGGGCUUCCGGGGCUGUGGGGGCUCCUCUGGUAUGGGGGGCUAUGGGGGCUCCUUUGGCUUGGGAGGCUAUGGAGGCUCACUUGGGUAUGGCCAUUCCCUAGGUUAUGGAGCUGACUUGGGCUAUGGGGGCUCCCUGGGCUAUGGGGGUCAAUACGGGUCCAGUGGCUUUGGCAGCUCUGGCUUCUCCUCCUGUGGCACUGGCAUUACCUCCCAGAGGUGGGGCAGGUCCCGCCGUGGGAGCUGCGGGGCUUUCUGA